Auanema sp. JU1783 is the source of this 512-nucleotide messenger RNA. The record is from the annotation of a GenBank genome assembly. Lineage: Eukaryota; Metazoa; Nematoda; Chromadorea; Rhabditida; Rhabditidae.
CGCGAGAAAGCCGAGUAUAUUGCGCGAAAUCUCACUUUCACGCCCGGACCCGUAUCUGCAUCAUUCUCCGUUCCAUCAGUGGAUCAAGUUCUACACGCCUUCAUGUCCGCCAAACCAGCCUCUAAGUCAGUCAACACCGCCAUCAGCCAGCUUUUCAGCGAUGUCAAGGAGAUGGUGACCGAACUUAACGCUCUCAAGAAGCAUAAGUUCAACUCCCAACUCGCUGAACAAGACGAUGCUGCCUUCGCCAACCUGACUGGACUUCCGGAUAUCAAGAACUUCGAACGACUCACUCAACAGAGUGACGACAAUUUCGGAAUGCCUUAUUCUACUAGCCCUUCAUUCACGCCGCCAGACCAAUAUUCUCGAAAACGACUAGUUCAAGUUUUCACACCUUUUGUGAAUAACCCCACCUCAGAAAUGAGCUAUUCACUAAAGAUCCCUCCCAACAUGCUGAUUCGACCGAUCGAAGAGAAAACGACUACUGCCGCUACGACGACUACUGCUGCCAC